Molecule: messenger RNA, 6552 nt
Organism: Ochotona curzoniae (black-lipped pika)
Lineage: Eukaryota; Metazoa; Chordata; Mammalia; Lagomorpha; Ochotonidae
Gene: USP54
Product: ubiquitin specific peptidase 54
Exons: 25
Coding region: 682-5808 (1708 amino acids)
Biological process (GO): protein deubiquitination
Molecular function (GO): cysteine-type deubiquitinase activity
Source: RefSeq, a predicted model, not a curated record
GUCUCUUCUCGGCUGUUCUCGCUGUAGUUGAGGAAAGUGUCGCGAGAGCUGGUUGCCUUGGCUCCCCGUAGCUAUAGCAGCCGCGGCGGUUAAGGAUGCGGCGGCGGGAGCGCUCUCCGGCACGGCUUGCUAUUCUAGUCUCAGAAGAAAGGAGAAGAAACUUUCCGAAGAUCUGGAUGGGACGCUAGGAUUUGGCACACAUUGUGAAGAAGAGCAUCAACAAAAACCCUAGAUAAUCUAAACCAGCUUCUUGUCCUCGUGGAAUCUUGUUGGAAAACUCUCCAGUCCAUAAGAAGCCUUAUAAACAAGCCUGAAGAGCGAAUCAUACUCUGAUCCUGGAGACUGGUGGAGUUGAGGGUUACGUCCAUUUCGCCAGGACUUCUGGAGGCAACGGAAGAGAGCCUGAAGGAGUUGACACUGCCAGUUUCUCCGUGUGCAUUAACCCUGCGCCAUGUGACACUGUUUGGAACAAGGGAGAGGCGGGUCUGUCAUCUGAAUCUAAGAGGAUACCUGGGCCAUUUGAGUUUCAUACAUGGUGCUUGGCAAGUUGGAAACUUGAAAUCUUUGGCGAUAAAUCCACAAAAAUUCAAGAUUUCCUUUCCUUUGAGGACUUUAGUAGAUGAAACUGCUCUACCAUAAAGAAGUGAGGUCCUCUCUGUGUUUCUAGGCUAAAUGUGAACAAUGUCUUGGAAGAGAAAUUACUUUUCCGGGGGCCGUGGGAGUGUCCAGGGGAUGUUUGCACCUCGAAGCUCAACCUCCAUAGCCCCUAGCAAAGGCCUCAGCAAUGAGCCCGGGCAAAACAGCUGCUUCCUCAACAGUGCCCUGCAGGUCUUGUGGCACUUAGACAUCUUCCGCCGUAGUUUUAGACAGCUUACAACUCACAAGUGCAUGGGAGAUUCCUGCAUCUUUUGUGCUCUCAAGGGAAUCUUUAACCAGUUUCAGUGCAGCAGUGAAAAAGUGCUUCCAUCUGACACUCUCCGCAGUGCACUGGCAAAGACUUUCCAGGAUGAACAGCGUUUCCAGCUGGGAAUUAUGGAUGAUGCUGCCGAGUGCUUUGAAAACCUCCUGAUGAGAAUUCACUUCCACAUUGCUGAUGAAACCAAAGAGGAUAUAUGUACUGCCCAACACUGCAUAUCUCACCAGAAAUUUGCAAUGACCUUGUUUGAGCAGUGUGUGUGUACCAGCUGUGGUGCCACUUCGGACCCGCUGCCUUUUAUCCAGAUGGUGCAUUACAUUUCCACCACUUCCCUUUGGCUCAAUUCUGGUCAGGCAAGUGAGAGGAGAAAUGGGGAGUGUAUGAGCUUUGCUUUAGCCGUUACUGGCAACCAGGCUAUUUGUAUGCUGGAAAGGCGAGAAAAACCUUCCCCCAGCAUGUUUGGUGAACUGCUGCAGAAUGCCAGCACUAUGGGGGAUCUGCGCAACUGUCCUAGCAACUGCGGAGAGAGGAUCAGGAUUCGCCGUGUGCUGAUGAAUGCUCCACAGAUUAUUACCAUUGGGCUGGUAUGGGAUUCGGACCACUCAGAUUUGGCAGAGGAUGUCAUCCACAGCCUGGGCACCUGCCUUAAGCUGGGUGAUCUGUUUUUCAGAGUGACUGAUGACCGGGCCAAGCAGUCUGAGCUGUAUUUAGUAGGAAUGAUUUGUUACUAUGGCAAACAUUAUUCUACAUUCUUUUUUCAAACGAAGAUCCGCAAGUGGAUGUAUUUUGAUGAUGCUCAUGUUAAGGAGAUUGGACCCAAAUGGAAAGAUGUGGUGACCAAAUGCAUCAAGGGACAUUAUCAGCCUUUGCUGUUGCUGUACGCAGACCCCCAGGGCACCCCUGUGUCCACUCAGGACCUGCCCUCCCACGCCCAGCUGCAGUCCUUCAGCAGGGCAUGCUACGACAGUGAAGAUUCGGGGAGGGAGCCCUCCAUCUCAAGUGACACUCGAACAGAUUCCUCAACGGAGAGCUAUCCCUACAAACACUGUCACCAUGAGUCUGUGGUCAGUCACUUCUCUUCUGAUUCUCAGGGGACAGUCAUCUGUAAUGUGGAGAAUGACUCCAUGUCCCAGAGCAGUCGGGACACAGGACACCUGACUGAUAGUGAAUGUAAUCAGAAACACACUUCCAAGAAAGGAACCCUGAUCGAUCGCAAGAGGAGCUCUGGCCGAGUUCGGAGGAAAGGCGAGGAGCCCCAGGCCUCGGGCUACCACAGUGAAGGAGAGACGCUGAAAGAGAAGCAGGCUCCAAGGAAUGCCUCCAAGCCAUCCAGCAGCACUAACCGGCUGAGAGAUUUUAAAGAGACAGUCAGCAACAUGAUUCAUAACAGGCCUUCCCUGGCUUCUCAGACCAGUGUAGGCUCUGCCUGUGCAGGGAGGGCAGAGCAGUCUGACAAAAAACCCCCCAGGACCCUGCCCUUACAUACUCAUGACUGGGAAAUAGAGAGCACCAGCAGCGAGUCAAAAUCCAGUUCUUCCAGCAAGUACCGUCCCACGUGGCGACCCAAGCGAGAGUCCCUGAACAUCGACAGCAUCUUUAGUAAGGACAGAAGGAAGCAUUGCGGCUAUAUCCAGCUUAGCCCCUUUUCUGAAGAUUCAGCUAAAGAAUUGACACCAGAGGAGCUAAGCAAGCCACCUGCUUAUGACCUUAAAGCUGGAGGACCAAGCCCCCCGUACAAGCCCUGGGGCCCAGCGCGGUCAGGUUCCCACCUUUUAGAGCAGCACCCUCGCCUAAUUCAGCGAAUGGAGUCUGGCUAUGAGAGCAGCGAGAGGAACAGCAACAGCCCCGUCAGCCUGGACGCUGCCCUGCCUGAGAGCUCCAGUGUCUGCAGGGAUUCAAGUGCUAAGAGAUCAGUUGGCUUUGUCCCUUCCUGGCGUCAUAUCCCGAAGUCUCACAGCAGUAGCAUCCUGGAGGUGGAUUCUACAGCACCCAUUAGUGGCUGGACAAAGAGUCAGCCUUUCUCAGGUGGGGAGAUAUCUUCAAAAAGUGAACUGGAUGAACUGCAGGAGGAGGUGGUCAGGCGGGCCCAGGAGCAGGAACUUCGAAGAAAGCGAGAGAAGGAGUUAGAGGCAGCCAAAGGAUUCAACCCUCAUCCCAGCCGCUUCAUGGACUUGGAUGAACUGCAGAAUCAGGGGAGGAGUGACGGCUUUGAGCGGUCCCUGCAAGAGGCAGACUCAGUGUUGGAAGAGUCGCUGCGUAUGGAGCAAAAGGGAGACUGUGCUGCAGCUUUGGCGCUCUGUAACGAAGCUAUCUCUAAACUAAGACUUGCCCUGCAUGGUGCCAGCUCUAGCACGCACAGCAGAGCCCUAGUCGAUAAGAAGUUGCAAAUCAGUAUUCGAAAAGCACGGAGCCUGCAGGAUCGCAUGCAGCAGCAGCAAGCAUCGCAGCAGCCGUCGCAACCCUCAGCCUGCCUCCCAUCACAGGGGGGCACCUUCCCUCAGCCAACAAGUGAACAGCCUGUCCCGCUCCAAGUAUUGUUAAGCCAGGAGGCCCACUUGGAAUCCUGCACCAACCCAGAGUUUGGAGCCAGUUCUUUCUUCCACUCACCUGCUUCCUGCCAUGAGCCACAUUCAUCACUCUUCGCAGAGUCACCUGCCCCAUCAGCCCCACAGCACCGCUCUCCCAGUAGAUCUGCCUCGAAGCUUCUGACUUCAGUGGAGGUGGACAGCAGUGACCACUCUGCAGUCCACAGACAGGGUCUCUCCAAAACCCCAGAGAGGACAGAGAAGACAUCUCCUCCUGGCUGGGUGCCAUCAACUGCCUCAGAGGGGAAGCCACAAGGCCACAGGGAUGACAACGGCUGCAGCAAGUUCCCUCCACAAGAAGGAAGAAGCAUUGCUCAAGACCUGAUGCUCCAAGAAAAGAGGGAGCCCACUGACCAGACUCUGGUGAUACCUGGACCGCAUCCCACUGCAACAGCUUCCUCUGAGAAAGAUGGGCACCCUUUGGGUUCCUCAGCUCAGCCCAGCCUUCCCCCAUACAGGGCCUGCCACACCAUAUUGCCUGCUGCUGCUUCAUCUGUGCUUCACUCUCCUGAUGCUGUGCAGAAAGCUAACCAUUGUAUCCAAGCCCAAAGCCCCCAAACGCCAUUGACUUCAAAAGUUGACAGAGGCAGUGAGGGGCCCUCCAGGCCCGACUUUCCCAGCACCAAGGGACUUGUCCGCUCUCUGACAGAGCAGUUCCAGAGGAUGCAAGGUGCCUCCACAAGGGACAGUCCAAGUUCCCAGGAAAGACAUUUGCCAAAUAGUUUAAAAAAGAACUCUUCUCCCUCUGACUUGAAGCCUCUUUUUGUACAGGAUCAAGGCAAAGGCCACGGCCCUUGGGCAAAUCAACAACCCUCUCUGGACGGUAGGGACAGACUGCCUUCCUGGGAAGACCCUGCUGACCAUCAUUUUCUUGCCACGAACUCUGGACUGCCUAAUGGUGAAACUGCUGGGGGAGGCCAACCUCGGUUGGCAGAGUCAGGUACACAUCAAGGGAAGCUGUCCCAAGUAAGAGAUGCUAGGCCUAAGGAGCCGGGCAGUAGUAUCGACUUGGGGUCUUCCUUGCCUCUGGACUCCUGGGUGAAUGCCACCAGGCUGUGUGAUUCUCAGCUUAAACAUGGGGUUCCUGAGCCAGGAAUUAUGUCUUCCUCCCACAAUUCCCAUACAUGUGUAACCUAUUCAGAGAGAAAUCAUAUCCUUUUGCAUCCACAUUGGAACCAAGACACGGAGCAGGAGACCUCAGAACUGGAGUCUCUCUACCAGGCGAGUCUUCAGGCUUCUCAAGCUGGAUAUCCUGGAUGGGGGCAGGAGGACGUAGCCUGGCACUCACUUAGCCAAACAGGCUCUGCCGAUGGCGUGCGAAGGAGGCUUCAUUCUGCCCCUGGUCCUGGUCUCUCCAAGACCCCAACAGCAGAAAUGGAGCUGCGUCCUCAUGAAGCCAGCACAGCACCUGUGGCCCAGGCUGCCGCUUGCCGAGGCCUCGGCAGGGAGUGUGGGGAGGAUGACCAGUACAGUGCAGAGAACUUUCGCCGCAUCUCACGCAGUCUCAGUGGCACCGUUGUCUCAGAGAGGGAGGAGGCUCCAGUCUCUUCCCACAGUAUUGAUUCAUCAAACAUGAGGAAAAAGCCUUUGGAAACCUGGCACCGUUGUUCCAGCUCCUCUUCCCUCCCUGUCAUCCAUGACCCUCCUGUGUGUCUCCUUGGUCCCCAACUCUAUCCUCCCCAUCCACAGUUCCUGUCCCCAGAUGUCCUGAUGCCCAGCAUGGCAGGGGAGCCCCAUAGAUCCCCAGGAACUUCGAGGAGUGUCCAGCAGUUUUUGGCUGUGUGUGACAGGGGUGAAGCUUCCCAAGGGGUCAAGUACACAGGAAGGACUUUGAACUACCGGAGCCUCCCCCAUCGCUCCAGAGCAGAUGCCUCCUGGGGACCCUGGGCCGAGACCAACCAGCGUGCAGAGGCCAGAUUCCUGACUGCUGCUGAGUGCAAACCUCAGCUAAUCUACACUGCCACACUACCAGAAAGAAGCCAGGGCCUGCAGGUUCCUCACGCUCAGUCCUGGGGAGAUCUUUUCCAUUCAUCUUCCCUGCCUCCUGUCAUUGCCCCUGUGUCUUCAUCAUCUAGCAGUCCUCAUGUACCCCUUAGAACAGCUUGGGAUGCAGGUCCUGUUCCCGGGUUCCGGGCCCCUGGUCCUCGCAGAGUAGAUAUGCCACCAGAUGACGACUGGAGGCAAAGCAGUUAUGCUUCCCAAUCUGCAUACAGGAGGAGAGGGGCCGAGGGGUUUCUGUUUGUUCUCACAGAUGCCCCAGGAAGAGAACAGAACAGGGCUAGAGCCCUGCAGCACAGCAGGUGGUAAGGGUCACCGCUGUCCUUUCCUGGGGCCACCCCUUUCUGCUGUGGCACAGAGGGUACCCUGCAUCCUUGCCAGGAUUGUGCUAUUCUCACCUCAACUGACAAUUGGCAAUUUCUCCUAGGAAUGCCAGGAACCUUUAAACUUGAGACCUGGCUCUUUAACGAAAGAUAUUUGAAAUUCCAACUCCCAUGUCCCCUAGCAAAAGGAAGCAGCUGCUGUUUAAGACUUUAUUUGAGUCACUUUAAAGAUUAAUCUAUAAUAUUACUCAUGACACUAGCCAUUCCUUGGGGUCUUGUCAUUAUUUUGUCCCUGGAUAUUCUAUUCGCCCACUUUCACCUAAGCCAUCAUUACCUGUUCCCCCACUGUGUUCCCAACUUACAUUUUCUUUGUCCGAACUACCUGACCUUUUCUCUGCUCAGCCCCAUCCUUAGAGAGAUAUGUAGCCCUGGGGUUCUAGUGCUACCACAUCCUUCAGGACAGCCCACCUGCCUGGGAGUUAUGGCCUCUCUACCUUCCCUGUCUUCCUACACCUUAAACUUGGAAUGCAGAGCUGCCAAUAUAACAUUUGCCCUUCUGAACAGAUGGAGUCAGGCACACUAACACACCCUCCUGUCAGCAGCAGAGCCAUCACUGCCACUGCUCAGUCGCUGUUGUAAACCCUCAGAGUCAGCUGAACUAUUUUAGGGCCAAACAUACUGUUUUUUGUAAAGUAUUUUUCAUUAAUAAAUCUAUAAGAUAGUUCUAUUU